ACCCACAGGCUGGCUGAGAAUGAGGCAUAGUUGAUUAGUUGAUUAAAAAAAAAUCAGUCAUUACAAAAUUGUUUUUAAACUCACACGUGCUUUUAAAGUGUUGUGGUUUAAAUGACUUUAAGAUUUAAAAAAUUCAUUUGUAAAGAUAGCGUUCAUUUAAAAGAUGUUAAAACUGCAGGAUCUCCUCAUGAAAUAGGAGGUUGUAGCUUCUAAUUACAGUAUAUACAAUUUCAGAAAGAUAUUCCGGUAAUCUUUUAAGACAGACUUUAUAAAUAGCUCACAUCAGACGAUGGGUUAUAUUGGAAAGCCAGUCUUCUGGGGUUUCUUGAAGAAUGCUUGGGAUCUGUGAGGAAGCUCUAGGCUCUUGGAGGCUAGGUAGCAGUUCACUCAGUAGGAGUUUGUGCUCCUUUUGCUCAAUAUUUAACCUGGUAGCAUUUGAUUGAUAAGUUCAUUAGGAGCUAACUAGAAGAACUUCCCACACUUGUCAGUUUGGAAAAUGAGGCCCGGGAAGGGAAAGUGACUUGUUGAGGGUCACCAUUAUAGAUGAAAGUUUAAUACAGGAUUGUGUUAAUAGCUCCUUUCUGGGAUAUCUGAUGUGUACUAACCACUAAUUCCUGUGCUUUUAUACAUUAUCUCAUUAAAAUUCUGGUAUUUUCGAUUUAGGUUGUGUUAUGCACACUUUACAAACAAGGGCAUUGAGAUUUACAGAGAUAGAGUAACUUGCAUAAGAUCACGUAGCUACCAAUGGUGUCAUCCAAUGGAAUUUUCUUCAGUGUUGGAAAUGGUUCUGUCUGUGCUGUCCAGCAUAGCAGCCACAAGGCACAUAUAACUGAGUCUUUGAAAUGUAGCUAGUGGACUGAGGAACAACAGUUUAAGCUUUUUUUUUUUUUUUUUGAAAUGGAGUCUCGCUCUGUCGCCCAGGCUAGAGUGAGUGCAGUGGCGCAAUCUCGGCUCACUGCAACCUCCGCCUAGCUGGUUGAGAUGGAUUCUCGCUCUGUAGCCCAGGCUGGAGUGCAGAGGUGCGGUCUCGGCUAACUGCAACCUCCGCCUCCCGGGUUCAAGCGAUUCUCCUGCCUCAGCUUCCCGAGUAGCUGGGAUUACAGGCGCUUGCCACCACGCCCAGCUAAUUUUUUGUAUUUUUUAGUAGAGACGGGUUUUCACCAUGUUAGCCAGGCUGGUCACGAACUCCUGACUUCAGGUGAUCCACCCGCCUCGGGCUCCCAGAGUGCUGGAAUUACAGGCGUGAGCCACCACACCCAGCCUAAGUUUUAUUUACUUGUAAUUAUUUUAAACUUAAAUUUCCACUUAUGGCUAGUGGUUACGAUAUUGGAGAGCAAAGUGUAGAACUUUUUGACUCCCAAAUCUUUCACAUGUAGCUUGGUCAUAUUGCUCUUUAUUUUACUUUGAGACAGAGUCUCGCUCUGUUACCCCGGCUGCAGUGCAGUGGCAUGAUCACUGGCUCACUCACUGUAGCCUCCACCUCCCAGGCUGAAGUGAUCCUGUCACCUUGGCCUCUCCAGUAGCUGGGACUACAGGUGUGCACGCCACCAUGCCAGGCUAUUUAUUAUUAUUAUUGUUUUUUUGUAGAGACAGAUCUCACUAUGUUGUUCAGGCUGCAUACUGCUCUUUAGAUCUCUUAGUUCAUUUUUCUUUCUUCUACGAUAUCAGAAGUUACAUUCAGCCCUUAAAUGGAAUUUAAAGACUGAGUUAGCUAUAUAGCUCAACUUUGCUUUCACAUGUAGAGUGGAUAAAAUAUGCACAUUAUUUGUUAACUAUUUGGUUUUAAAAACAAUGCUUACAUGUCAUAGUUAAAACUGGUGGAAAAAACUUUAAAUGAUAUCUUCUUUUUUGGUUUAAUAUAGGAAUUGUACAUAGGAAUUGCUGAAAAAGCAGUCAGAGCUUGUUGGUUAUUUUAGUGUAAUAAAAGAGUACAAAUAGGAAGCAAUAUGAAAAGUCACUAAUAGAAAGUUGAAAAAAAUGAUCCUGUCAUACCCAUGUCCAUCCGUUCAUUGGACAGUUCUUUUCAGAUGACUUCAUAAGUAUCAGUAAACUAUUAUUCACUUUUCCUUAUGUAGCUGCAGAAGUAACUUGAAGAAUUAAAAUUACUCUUUUACUACACAUUGGAUUCAUCCAUGAAUUGGGAAGAAUAUGUGUAAGAUUAAAACAGUAAGAAAGAUCUGUCCGAUGGCAGAUGUUCAAAUCAUUUUCUGAUUAGUGGAUUUAAUUUAAAUUCAUUGAAUUUUAGAGUUUCAUUUGCUAAAAGGAAUUUCAACAACUUUCUGAUUUUGUAUGGAAUAGUGAAAAUUCCAACUCAUUUUUUUUUGGUGUACUACCCUCAGGAAAAGGCAAAUUGUAAUGUAAUCUCUUUUUACUAGGAUUUUUAAGGGGCAACUGCUAGGUUCAGUAUAAAUAUAUCUGAAUCUAUUGUAUCUUCCAUAGUUAUAGUACUGUCCAGGGAUAAUUGCAGUUCCUAGUCUUAACUCUAGACGUAUCCUGAAGGGCCUAUGUCUGUAAAUUAUCUUUAAAUUGUUCUAUGUUAUUUUAGUGUUAUGUGAAUUACAUUGCUUCCAGCUCUUUGAAAAUCGUUAAUUCAACUGCAGGUAAGGCGUCAGUUACUGAGACUGUUCAGAUAACUGAAACAUCCUGUUCAUACCCAUUCCUGACCAGUGGGACCACUGUACUAUUUUCAAGGAUAAGAUACCACUGUACUAUUUUCAGGAUAAGAACCAUGUUAUAAAUAGAAGUAUAGUGUCCUAGUGAGUGUGACAAAUAUAGGAAACAUGAUUUAACCCAUGACAUAUGGUUUGAUUUGUAGGACAUCCCCAAGUGCUUAAUACAAAUGAGAAAUGUACUAUAAUCUUAAGGGAUAAAGAUGUUUAAAUGAUGGACAUAGAUUGAGGGCCACAUCUGAGCAUCAGUUUGAAAUCAGAAUAUCUCCUCUGUCAAGGAGUGACUUUACUUUCUAGUUGGGUCCUUGAUAAACUUUUGAAUCUCUCUGAGUCUGGGUUUCCUCAUUUUAAUAUAAGGAGGAAAGAUCUAACUUGUACCUUUUCAAAUGGUUGUCACAAGGGAUUAAUGAGUCAGUGUAUUGAAAAGUGUUUGGCAAAGCCUUAUACGAACUCCAUAGUUCAUUAUGUUCCAGAGUUUAAAACUGAGCUGGUGCUAUAGUAUUUCUUUGCACAUUUUCAGAGACCUCCAAAUUGUGCUUGGACAGUUUGAAAAAUGAUUUAUUUUUCUCUUUGUGAUCAGUAAAUAAGGUCCAAGCUUUAGAUGUUGUAUUUUAUUUUACCCCACUCCUAAUGGAAUAGGUGAUUUGUGACCUCUCCAAAGUUGUACUAUACAUAAGUUGUCCCAUAUCUGUGUUUUUGGGAAGUUGGUCUGUAGCUGGGCUAGUGUUGGUGAAGUGGGCAGGCCAGGCUUGAUUCAGGGCUGUUUUUGAGGUAGGGGGAAAAAGUGCAGUCUAUUAGAGGAACUUUCAGUACUGAAUGAUAAAGGAAUAAGGUUUUAGUCCUUGUAUGUUACCUUAGUCUAUUACUUGAGCUUUCAGCAAUUACAGCUGAGAAUGGAAAAGAAUCAUAUUUUCAGUGUAGGGGAAUCUUUGCAACCUACCUGCCUUUGCACUUUAGAAAUCACAAUUGCCUUUUCUUCAUGUUAAUGAGGUUAAUCCAUUAAGUGGGAUUUUUAUAUGGUAAGACAUUAUUUUCAAGUAAAUUAAUUCUCACUCUUAAAGCUGUUGAGAAUUCACUUAGGUGGUUGAGGAGAAGCUUUGUACUUUAGUUUACUGAGUGUCUUUAUAUAUAUAUAUACACACUUUGCCUUAAAAUAUAUAGUAUGGUUAUGGCAUUACGUGUUUUAAAGAGGGAGAGAAUGCUUGAAUUAUUGUGGCUAGAUAGGGGCAGGUAGACAAGCACAGGCCCAACUGGAAGGAUGACUUGAUGGUAGUUGAGCACUUUGCAAGGUACCUCCAGUGAGAUGCCAGACCCUAGUAACAAGCUCACCUGGAGGGGAGUUUGUUUGUGGUGCAGGUUUAAUGCCAAGGAUCAGUUCUUGGAAACAGAAGGUAUGUGGGGUGCCAAUUGAAGAUCAGGGGACAGAAAUGUUUUCAAAACCACCAAGUAUAAAUCACAUAAGAUCAAUAGAUAGUCGUGAUCAGCCAUCUACAUACAGAUGAGGAUGUUUGUCAGUUUGAAAAUGGAUCGAUUGUUGAAUUUUUCUUUGUUUCUCCCCAGUUAAGAUAUGCAAGUUUAGCAUUCUGUAAGUGUUGGAUCAGAAUUUCUGAUGCCCUUGGCACUACUCAGUGUCAGUUUAGACAUUGGCUCCUAAUUUUUUUUCUUUUUCUUUUUUAAGACACAGUGUUUCACUGUUGCUGGAGUGCAAUGGCUCUAUCAUAGCUCACUAUGGCUUCAAACUCCUGGGCUCAAGUGAUCUUUCCACCUCAGCCUCCCGAGUAGGGCUAUAGCUAGGACUAUAGGUUCACGCCACCAUGCCUGGCUAAUGGUUUUUUUUUUUAUUUUUAUAGAGACAGGGUCUCCCUUUGUGGCUCAGGCUGGUCUCUAACUUCUGGCUUGAAGCAAUCCCCCUGCUUCAGCCUCCCAAAGUGUUGGGAUUAUAGGUAUGAGCCACCUUGCCCGGCCCCGUUUUGUUUUUAUAAUAUCGUUAAAAUACCUCAUCCAUUUCAAAUAACCAUUUUGCAGGGUGGUGGGGGAUUUUUCUGAGAUGGUGUUGAGUCACAGUUAGUGUUAUUUGAGGUUCUAGUAAGUAUCAAAGUGUGCCUUGUGUUAAAUGAUUCUAUUUGAGCUUAAAAUGUAAUUUCAUUUCUGUUACUUGUUUAUUGACUCAGAAUGCAUUUAUUGAGAUCUAGACCAGGUUCUUUGUUAAUGGAAUAUUCUACUCUGUUCUCAUGUUUUUGGAAUCUUGUAUAGAGAACGGUAUCUACCACCAAACUCCUAAGGCUGGAUGGUGGUAAGUUUAAUUCUUUGCUACCUUCUGAAAUUUGAGAAAUAGUAAAAUUGGAGCACCUUCAGGCUGUGUUAGACUUUAAGGCUUCUAAAUUAUAUUAGAAUGUAAGGAUACAUCUUUGUUUUGACCCUGGAAAGAGUAGUAAAGAUUUUCAUAAAGGCCAACUAGUCAUAAAACCUUACUUAAAUUGACAUGAUCCUAACUCACAAUUAUGAAAAGCUUUCGGUUGAAAUAAUUGUGUAGAAAGUGAUCUUUAUACAUGAACAAAGGUAGGAUGUUUUAGAAAUAAUUGAAGAUUCUAAGAUCCCAGGAAAUAUAAUGGUUUAAUUUAUUUUUAAGGGAUUUAAGAUUCCCCAUAGCCUAUGAAAGAGGAGUCUCUAUUAAAAAUAACUCCAUUGUUCUAGAUGUAGCUAAUUAGGGAUUUGCAAUUAUCCAGGCAAGGCUAGGGUAAAGUUUGGCUGCCUAUUCUAUAUGAAAAUGUUUUACUGUAAAUAUCAAGUUUAAAUAGAUCUUAAGAGGAAUAUUUACCUAAUUAAAAGAACAAACCACUUUUAAGCACCUUGGGAAAAUCAAUUUACUUAAAAGCAGUGUAAAAAUGCAGAAUGCAUUCACUGAUGCUGGUCUGCUGGUGGUCUUUUCAUAGAGAUACAGGAGCCCCUGGAAAGUCAGUGCUCUCUGUGGAUUGCCAUGAAAUAAAUGUUGAUUGACUCAAUGCUAUCAUGUGAACUACGAACAGUUUACCAGCAAUGGGUAGAACUAUAUUAUUUGCUUGCAAAAUAUAUCACAACAAUAAGCACAAUAUCUGCCUCCCCCACCCCACUCCACUCUACCAAUAGACUCCAACUAUGCCUAUUUAUUGGUUUUGGAGUUUUUCUAUCGACGUUUGUUUUGCUACUUGUUAACUUCUUUUGUCACGUGUAAGCAUUUGAUGGCAGAUUGGUGAGAGCAGGUGUUAAAGGUUUAAGAACAUCAUUACUGCUUUUAGCUUCAUUUCUUCUGCCUUUGUGUUUGGGCAGGAUUGUGGAGAGUCCUGAGUUUAGUAUUUAGAUAAGCUAAUUACACGUCCUUCUCCUCUACUUUUACUAAAGCAAGAUCCUCCUGGGCAGCUUAGUUCCAGGUACUGUAUGAACUUGCCAGUAAUAAGAAUAAGUUUCUUUAAAAGAUUUCUGGAUAUUUUACGUUUUAUACUCAAUUACUCAGAUGCGAGGUUUUCUAGUAUGUGACUACUUAGGGGUCAGAUUUGACCAGUUUUUAACAGUACAAGUUGUACAUAUAGGAUACUUAAUGUAUUUCUAGGAUACUAUGCUUCAUUUUCUCUUAAUAUUUUAAAGGUUUUAAAAAACCCAUUCUAUACCUUCUAUAUCUUUUAUUGUUUAAGUCAUUCAAUGGGAAAGAAAAUAAUAAAAGUCUUUAGAUGCUGUUUCUGAUUUUUUGAUCAUGGUUUUUUUAAUCUCAAGAAAAAUAAUUCUGAUUAAGAAAUAGAGGUAAACAUUAUCCUGAAGUAGUGAAUUAGAGAAUACUUAAAUAUACUGAGCUGGAAUCCUUGUGUAUUGCUGUUGGGAAUGUUAAAUGAUAAAGCUACUGUGGAAAACAGUUUUGUAGUUCAUAAAUAUUUACACAUAGAAUUACUAUAUGAUUCAGCAAUUCCAUUCCUAUUCUUAUACGCAAAAGAAAGCAGGGACUCAGGUACUUAAAAGCCAGUGUUUAUAGCAGCAUUAUUGACAAUACCUAAAAGGUAGAAACAACCCAUGUCCAUCAACAGAUGAAUGGAUAAACAAAAUACGGUAUUAUAUGUUGGAAUAUUUUGGUACAGUGGAAUAUUAUUCAGCCAUAAAAAAGAAGGCAAUUCUAAUACAUGCCAUAACAUGAAUGAAUCUUGAAAACAUUAUGCUAAGUGAAAUAAGCCGGACACAAAAAGAUAAAUAUUGUAUAUAUCCACUUGCAUGAGAUGACUAGGAUAGGUAAAUUCAUAGAAACAAAAAGUAGAAUAGAGAUUACCAGGGCUUGGGGGAAGGGAAAAUGGAGAGAUAGUGUUUCAUGGGUUUAGAAUUUCUGUUUGGGAUGAUAAAAAGGUUCUGGAAAUGAACAGUGGCGAUGGUUGUACAACAUUAUGAAUGUAUGUAAUGCCACUAAGUUGAAUGCAGAAAAUGGGAAAUUUUUUGUUAUGUAUAUUUUAUGACAAUUAAAAAAUGCAAAAGUAAAUAUUGAGGAUGUAUCCUACACAGUCUCCAUAUGCCUCUUUACUCCCCCUUGGUCUGCUUCAGGCAGGUAUAUAGAUAGUUAUUUUUUCUUCAUCUGUCUGUUGCAGUGUAAAUGGAGAUUUCCCUAGGCCAUUUUUUGGAGAUCAGAGAGUUUCCUUAUUUUAUUAACUGACUUAAAUUUAAGAGGAAAAUGUUUAAAAGUAGAUCUCUGGAGGGGAAAAAAGGGCAUUUUAAUAUUGAGAUGAAUCAGGGAGUUUAUUAAUAUUCGCAGACCAUGUAAGCACAUGAAGAUAAUCUAUCCUGAAUAGCACAGCGAGUCAGAAAUCCAGGAGUAGGUGUACAAUCGGACCUGUCACAUUUUCUAACCUUUAAACAUUGUUUUUUUUUUUUUUUGAGACAGAAUUUCGCUCUUGUUGUCCAGGGUGGAGUGCAAUGGUGCGAUCUUGGCUCACCCUGACCUCUGCCUCCCGGGUUCAAGCGAUUCUCCUUCCUCAGUCUCCCGAGUAGCUGAGAUUACAGGCAUGCACCACCACCCCUGGCUAAUUUUGUAUAUUUAGUGGAGAUGGGGUUUUCUCCAUGUUGGUCAGGCUGGUUUUGAACUCCCGACCUCAGGUGAUCUGCUCGCCUCUACCUCCCAAAGUCCUGGGAUUAUAGGCAUGAGCCACCGUGCCUGGCCUAACCUUUAAACAUUUUAUUCAUUCUUGACAUCAUUAGUACUGUGGAAAAACUUUGAUUUCUGUUUAAGAGAAAUGGUGUAAGUCAUCUCUUUAACUCAUGUUGGAAAUGCAUUAGGUGUUAGAAUUCUUUAGUUCCUUAGACUGUAAAGCCAAGUUACAAAAGGGAUAGAGUGAAAGAAAACACAUAAAUUCUGUUUUAUUCAUCUGAACUUGUUUCUGGCAUCUAAUGAUUGCAUAGUAGGUUCUGCUCCCUCUGUUUUUUCUUGUGAGGUAUUUGAUGUUGAGUGUAGUUGGAUCAUUUACCAAAAGAUGGGCAAGAUUUUCAUUAAGUGAUGGGAUACCAAAGCCUAAACGUCAGAUGAAAAGUGUGUGUACUCAAAAUGUCAGAUACAAAUUCUAAUGGAAAGAUUUAAAUUCAAAUGCAAGUUAAGUUCUUAAGGAAAAUUACAUACCAUUUGCUACCACAAAAUGUUUACCAUUCAUUCCAGAACUCCUGGAAAACAGUGUCAAAUUGCAAGGGUGUGAUAGUAAUGUGUACGUGUACUCUCUGUGGGUAUAUUUUCUUUUUUUUUUUUUUUUAAGAUGGUGUCUCACUCUGUCACCCAGGCUGGAGUGCAGUGGCACGAUCUUGGCUCACUGCAACCUCCGUCUCCCGGGUUCAUGUGAUUCUCCUGCCUCAGCCUCCGGAGCAGCUGGGAUUACAGGCACGUGCCACCAUGCCUGGCUAAUUUUUGUGUUUUUGGUAGAGAUGGGGUUUCACCAUGUUGGCCAGGCUGGUCUCGAACUCCCAACCUCAGGGGAUCCACUUGCCUCAGCCUCCCAAAGUGCUGGGAUUACAGGCAUAAGCCAACACGCCCGGCCUUUGUGGGUAUAUUUUCGUGUGUGUGUGUGUGUGUGUGUGUGUGUGUAUAUAGUGUAUAUAUAGUAUAUAUACUCUUUAUAUAGUGUGUGUGUAUAUAUAUUGCUGUAUAUAUAAAUGGCUUGAUACAAAUUCCACUCAAUGAGCUUUUCAUACCAUAGCUGUCAUUUUUGUGGCCUACUAAUUUCUCUGGCGGUAGGGUCAUUACUGAUAAUCAAAAGGUAUUGAGAGUCAUGGUCUCAUAUCCAGGAGUGAUAUGAAGAAUUAUUACAUUGCGUUUAGAAUGCUCUUAAAUGAUUUUGGCCUAUUCAAAAGAAAAUGAUCUCCCCUUUUCUUUGCAUAUCCUUGUUAUGUUCCAGAGCCAUCAUUUUAGAUAGCUUAUCAUUUUCUUUCUUUCUUUCUUUUUUUUUUUUUUUUUGGCAUUUCGCUCUUGUUGCCCAGACUGGAGUGCAAUAGCGCGAUCUCGGCUCACCGCAACCUCCGCCUCCCGGUUUCAAGCAAUUCUUCUGCCUCAGCCUCCCGAGUAGCUGGGAUUACAGGCAUGCACCACCAUACCUGGCUAAUUUUGUAUUUUUUUUUUUUUAGUAGAGACGGGGUUUCUCCUAACUUAUCAUUUUCUUAAAUAUCUUCUAGCACUUUAUCUGUACUAUUCAGAAGACUUGACUUUUUCAUUGUUGUCUAAUAGUCUCCUUGUCUCCCUUAUUUGUGAGUAGGGAUGAUUUCUGAUUUAACUUGGGGUCUUUUCAUCGUGGGUACACAGUGAAUGUUCAUUUGAUGGCUGGGUGGCUGGAUCCCUAGUUUGAAUGUGCCAUUUAAACUUAGCACCUUUCAAUAAGAAUGAUACAGUGGACUUUGGGGACUCAAGGGGAAAGGUUGGGAAGAGGGUGAGGGAUAAAAGACUACAAAUUGGGUUCAGUGUAUACUGCCCAGGUGAGGGGUGCAUCAAAAUCUCAUAAAUCACCGCUAAAGAAUCUACUGUCUUUGGAACAUGGCCUGUAUUUUAGGCAUUUUUGUGUUUCCAUGGUGUUCUUCAGUUUUUUCCUCAAAGUAGAGAACUAAUAAAUAUUUAAUUGAACAAAUGAAGAUGAAAGGCAUGAGUCACCUGUAGUGCAAACCUAGCUUUUUAUUCACUGCUAUUUUAAAGAAAUAAAUGUUCUUCAGAGAAUACAUGACUUUUUUCAUGUUUCUAUUAGAUUGUGAAUUGAUUUGGAAAAUUCGAACAAAAAGCAGUAUUUAUGUUCCAUGAAAAUAUGGGCCCUCAAUUAUGUACAUUUUGUUUGUUUAUUGGAGUCAGUUCAAAUUAUAAGUUAAGGGAAUUAUUUUUUAAAAUAAUGUAACUUUUCAGAGAUUUGUGGUAGUUUUAAAUGAUCCUUUUAAAAAAUAAUCUUUGUCUUUUUUCUUUUUUUUUUUUUUUGAGACAGGGUCUGGCUCUGCUGCCCAGGCUGGGGUGCAGUGGCAUGAUCUCUGCUUACUGCAGCCUCCGCCUCCUGGGCUCAAGUGAUCCUUCCACUUCAGCCUCCUGCGUGAAUGCCACUAUGCCCAGAUAAUUUUUGUGGUGUUUUUUUUUGGUAGAGAUGAGGUCUUGCCAUGUUACCCAGGCUGGUCUGGAAGUCCUGGGCUCAAGCGAUCCGCCCACCUUGGCGUCCCUAAGUGCUGGGAUUACAGAGACUGGCAAACAGACUGCUCAGCAAGUGUUUAUUGAAUGAAUGAUUUAAUGAUGGAGCAGGACAUGUUGUUUUGACACUGAGAUGCCAUGUGUUUGAACCAGGAAGCCAGCUGAGGGAAGUUCUCCAUGAAUGUACGUCACAAUGAUGAUGACCGACCAAAUCCCUCUGGAACUGCCACCAUUGCUGAACGGAGAGGUAGCCAUGAUGCCCCACUUGGUGAAUGGAGAUGCAGCUCAGCAGGUUAUUCUCGUUCAAGUUAAUCCAGGUGAGACUUUCACAAUAAGAGCAGAGGAUGGAACACUUCAGUGCAUUCAAGGACCUGCUGAAGUUCCCAUGAUGUCACCCAAUGGAUCCAUUCCUCCCAUUCAUGUGCCUCCAGGUUAUAUCUCACAGGUGAUUGAAGAUAGUACUGGAGUCCGCCGGGUGGUGGUCACACCCCAGUCUCCUGAGUGUUAUCCCCCAAGCUACCCCUCAGCCAUGUCUCCAACCCAUCAUCUCCCUCCCUAUCUCACUCACCAUCCACAUUUUAUUCAUAACUCACACACGGCUUACUACCCACCUGUUACCGGACCUGGAGAUAUGCCGCCUCAGUUUUUUCCCCAGCAUCAUCUUCCCCACACAAUAUAUGGUGAGCAAGAAAUUAUACCAUUUUAUGGAAUGUCAAGCUACAUCACCCGAGAAGACCAGUACAGCAAGCCUCCACACAAAAAACUGAAAGACCGCCAGAUCGAUCGCCAGAACCGCCUCAACAGCCCUCCUUCUUCUAUCUACAAAAGCAGCUGCACAACAGUAUACAACGGCUAUGGGAAGGGCCACAGUGGUGGAAGUGGCGGAGGCGGCAGCGGUGGUGGUCCCGGGAUUAAGAAAACAGAGCGACGAGCAAGAAGCAGCCCAAAGUCGAAUGAUUCAGACUUGCAAGAAUAUGAGUUGGAAGUAAAGAGGGUGCAAGACAUUCUUUCGGGAAUAGAGAAACCACAGGUUUCUAAUAUUCAGGCAAGAGCAGUUGUGUUGUCCUGGGCUCCCCCUGUUGGACUUUCCUGUGGACCCCACAGUGGUCUUUCCCUCCCCUACAGUUAUGAGGUUGCCUUAUCAGACAAAGGACGAGAUGGAAAAUACAAGAUAAUUUACAGUGGAGAAGAAUUAGAAUGUAACCUGAAAGAUCUUAGACCAGCAACAGAUUAUCAUGUGAGGGUGUAUGCCAUGUACAAUUCUGUAAAGGGAUCCUGCUCCGAGCCUGUUAGCUUCACCACCCACAGCUGUGCACCUGAGUGUCCUUUCCCCCCUAAGCUGGCACAUAGGAGCAAAAGUUCACUAACCCUGCAGUGGAAGGCACCAAUUGACAAUGGUUCAAAAAUCACCAACUACCUUUUAGAGUGGGAUGAGGGAAAAAGAAAUAGUGGUUUCAGACAGUGCUUCUUCGGGAGCCAGAAGCACUGCAAGUUGACAAAGCUUUGUCCGGCAAUGGGGUACACAUUCAGGCUGGCCGCUCGAAACGACAUUGGCACCAGUGGUUACAGCCAAGAGGUGGUGUGCUACACAUUAGGAAAUAUCCCUCAGAUGCCUUCUGCACCAAGGCUGGUUCGAGCCGGUAUCACAUGGGUCACGUUGCAGUGGAGUAAGCCAGAAGGCUGUUCACCUGAGGAAGUGAUCACCUACACCUUGGAAAUUCAGGAGGAUGAAAAUGAUAACCUUUUCCACCCAAAAUACACUGGAGAGGAUUUAACCUGUACUGUGAAAAAUCUCAAAAGAAGCACACAGUAUAAAUUCAGGCUGACUGCUUCUAAUACGGAAGGAAAAAGCUGUCCAAGCGAAGUUCUUGUUUGUACGACAAGUCCUGACAGGCCUGGACCUCCUACCAGACCGCUUGUCAAAGGCCCAGUUACAUCUCAUGGCUUUAGUGUCAAAUGGGAUCCCCCUAAGGACAAUGGUGGUUCAGAAAUCCUCAAGUACUUGCUAGAGAUUACUGAUGGAAAUUCUGAAGCGAAUCAGUGGGAAGUGGCCUACAGUGGGUCAGCUACCGAAUACACCUUCACCCACUUGAAACCAGGCACUUUGUACAAACUCCGAGCAUGCUGCAUCAGUACCGGAGGACACAGCCAGUGUUCUGAAAGUCUCCCUGUUCGCACACUAAGCAUUGCACCAGGUCAGUGUCGACCACCGAGGGUUUUGGGUAGACCAAAGCACAAAGAAGUCCACUUAGAGUGGGAUGUUCCUGCAUCGGAAAGUGGCUGUGAGGUCUCAGAGUACAGCGUGGAGAUGACGGAGCCUGAAGACGUAGCCUCGGAAGUGUACCAUGGCCCAGAGCUGGAGUGCACCGUCGGCAGCCUGCUUCCUGGAACCGUGUAUCGCUUCCGGGUGAGGGCUCUGAAUGAUGGAGGGUAUGGUCCCUAUUCUGAUGUCUCAGAAAUUACCACUGCUGCAGGGCCUCCUGGACAAUGCAAAGCACCUUGUAUUUCUUGUACACCUGAUGGAUGUGUCUUAGUGGGUUGGGAGAGUCCUGAUAGUUCUGGUGCUGAUGUCUCAGAGUACAGGUUGGAAUGGGGAGAAGAUGAAGAAUCCUUAGAACUCAUUUAUCAUGGGACAGACACCCGUUUUGAAAUAAGAGACCUGUUGCCUGCUGCACAAUAUUGCUGUAGACUACAGGCCUUCAAUCAAGCAGGGGCAGGGCCGUAUAGUGAACUUGUCCUUUGCCAGACGCCAGCAUCUGCCCCUGACCCUGUCUCCACUCUCUGUGUCCUGGAGGAGGAGCCCCUUGAUGCCUACCCUGAUUCACCUUCUGCGUGCCUUGUACUGAACUGGGAAGAGCCGUGCAAUAACGGAUCUGAAAUCCUUGCAUACACCAUUGAUCUAGGAGACACUAGCAUUACCGUGGGCAACACCACCACGCAUGUUAUGAAAGAUCUCCUUCCAGAAACCACCUACCGGAUCAGAAUUCAGGCUAUAAAUGAAAUUGGAGCUGGACCAUUUAGUCAGUUCAUUAAAGCAAAAACUCGGCCAUUACCACCCUUGCCUCCUAGGCUAGAAUGUACUGCUGCUGGUCCUCAGAGCCUGAAGCUAAAAUGGGGAGACAGUAACUCCAAGACACAUGCUGCUGAUGACAUGGUGUACACACUACAGCUGGAGGACAGAAACAAGAGGUUUAUUUCAAUCUAUAGAGGACCCAGCCACACCUACAAGGUCCAGAGACUGACAGAAUUCACAUGCUACUCCUUCAGAAUCCAGGCAGCAAGCGAGGCUGGAGAAGGGCCCUUCUCAGAAACCUAUACCUUCAGCACAACCAAAAGUGUCCCCCCCACCAUCAAAGCACCUCGAGUAACACAGUUAGAAGGAAAUUCAUGUGAAAUUUUAUGGGAGACGGUACCAUCAAUGAAAGGUGACCCUGUUAACUACAUUCUGCAGGUAUUGGUUGGAAGAGAAUCUGAGUACAAACAGGUGUACAAGGGAGAAGAAGCCACAUUCCAAAUCUCAGGCCUCCAGACCAACACAGACUACAGGUUCCGCGUAUGUGCGUGUCGUCGCUGUUUAGACACCUCUCAGGAGCUAAGCGGAGCCUUCAGCCCCUCUGCGGCUUUUGUAUUACAACGAAGUGAGGUCAUGCUUACAGGGGACAUGGGGAGCUUAGAUGAUCCCAAAAUGAAGAGCAUGAUGCCUACUGAUGAACAGUUUGCAGCCAUCAUUGUGCUUGGCUUUGCAACUUUGUCCAUUUUAUUUGCCUUUAUAUUACAGUACUUCUUAAUGAAGUAAACCCAACAAAACUAGAGGUAUGAAUUAAUGCUACACAUUUUAAUACACACAUUUAUUCAGAUACUCCCCUUUUUAAAGCCCUUUUGUUUUUUGAUUUAUGUACUCUGUUUUACAGAUUUAGCUAGAAAAAAAAUGUCAGUGUUUUGGUGCACCUUUUUGAAAUGCAAAACUAGGAAGAGGUUAAACUGGAUUUUUUUUUUUUUUAAAGAAAAAAAAAAAAGAAGAAAAGCAUACCAGAUACCAAAAGCUAGCUUUCUUAUGUUUUCCUUUAAAUUUUCAGAUUUAUCUUCAUUCUGUUUUCACUGAUGUCUUUGCAAGCCUUUAAUUUUUUUUUUGUUACAGUUUAGUAAUUUAUAUUCACCAGUCACUUCUUAUGUCUUGAACAUCUGUAUCUGUAAACAUGAAUCACCGUGUGUGUACUUACAGGGCUAGGAUUUCAGUGUUGUCAGAGUAUUACCACAUAGCAACAGCAACAUACAGAAGAUAUGUUCACUCAGAUAAGACUGCCCUAAACAACCAUUUUGUCACUCAGUUAUUUAACUGUGUUUAGCUCAUUUAAAUCAAAAUGUGUACUUUAAUCUAAAAUGUUUUAAUAAUCUGUAUUUCUUAUAAUUUUAACACUAUGAGCUGCCUGUAUAAGAAAUCAAGUAACCAGAAUGCACCUAUAAAUUAUGGAGCAUUGUAGAUUUUACCACAUCAAUUCAUAGCAGUAACUUUAAGAGGGCAUUGUGCAAUAGUUAGUUGUUUUCUUGUUCAGCUGUUUUAAAGGCUGCUUUAACUUGUUUGUUUGUCUUUGUAUAUAACUACUUCUAAUCUAAUCACUAGAGUUAUUAUAUUCUGUUAUGUUUGACCAGAAUUACAUGACAAGAACUGGUGACAGUUUAGUGCCUCUGCCCAUUGUCCAUGAUUUACACUAAUUGUGAGCAGUCUUCUUAUGUGUCAGCUCAUUAUUUUUGAAACAUUUGCCUUUAGGCUGUUCUUUGAGGUAUCAAUGAAGUGAUUGAAUUUCAAUACCUUAAUUCAGUGCACACAAUGCUAAUGUAACAGCAGAUGAAAAUUGAUAAAAACCAAAAGAGAGUCAUCUAAAUUUGUAGUUCCUAUUUCUGUGGGUUUGCCUGGCCAUGGUUGGAGAGGGAAUGGUGUUUGAUGGUAAACACAGGGUGUUUGGGGAUCAAGGAGCCUAGAUUCUCUCCCUGGAUCUGUCACUAACUUGCUGCGUGACCUGAACACGUCACUUUACCUCUCUGUGCCUCAGUUUUCCCAUGCAUGAAAAAUAAAAUAAAAUAAAAUGGGGAUUCUAAUGUUUGUAAGUGCUUUGAGAUCUUUGACCAACAGGUGCUAUUGGAGUGCAAAGUGUUACUCUUACGUGUUUAUUUUGAGUCAUGAGAUAAUCAAUUUUAACCCAAAGUCAUUGGAUUAUUUAUAUGAAGUCCAUAAUGUUCGAGUACCUCAGGGACAUUUAAGAGUUGGAGGUGCAAAUAUAUUCCAAAAGGGUGCAACAGACACAGUGUAUCCCCCUGCUUCUGUUUUUGUAUAUUUUUGCUACUUGGUUUUUCUUGAUCAUAGCUAUUUUGUGCUUGAUCUUUAUUGUCUAAGAUGCAGUAUCCUGUACUAGCUUAUAAUAUUCCCAUACCAAAGUCAUGGGGAAACCAACAUUAUUUUGUUUUUGGUUUAUUUAUACUAUAUUCUGCAUACAGUACUUUAAAUGCCAAUUACAGUGCAAUCUUUAUUUAUUGUAAAAUUUUUUAAAUGUACUUAUGUACUAAUUUUCCCUUGUAGCAUGUUAUAUUUUUGUGUUUUAUACUUUUGUAAUUUUAGGUCAGUCUUGUUCCUUGGCAACAUCUGUAGUAUUAUUAAUCUUCUGACAUUUUCUUAUGUUUUUAAAAAGAUGCUCUAGUGCAUUAAAUGCCAAAAAAAAAAAAUCCAUUAUCAGUGAUUGAAACGUUUACAUGUACCCAAAAACCAUAAUCAUCUCUUGGAAGAAAACGCUGAGAUCAAUGAAUUAUUCUGUGUGCCUAUAUUGAUGUAGUGAGUACUAGAGAGUUCUGUAUUUUAUUAUUGACUAUAAUAAUUAGUUUAAUUAGCUUUGCAAACUGAUGGCAUCAAGGUAAAUAUAUUUUUGCCAAAGUUCUGGCCUUCCAAAACUCACCCCCCUAUUUAAAUGUGUGCUAUGACCCACUAUGACGCAGCAUCUGCAUUUUCUAAAAAAUUCCAUGCAGGUGUUUUGGGGAGAGGUAUUUUUUAAGCAAUGAAAAUUCAACUGAGUACAAAGCCCCCCUCUGCGGGGGUUGGGGAAGUCUCUUUUUUGAAACACUUCAGAACUGCUGCUAUAAAGAAAUUCUCUGAAUUGGUUGAAUUUUUUUUAAGUAAAUAGUACUUUAGGCCAAAAUUUAUAUGAAUAUUUGAUCUUCUUGAGAUUUUCAUACUAUCAUUUAACCACCAGGAAGCUGAAGUGUGUGAAAUACAAAGCUGACAGCACUUUAUUUUAUUGCUCUCCAUUAUUUGGUAUUCAUUAUAUUCCUUCAGUCAGAAAAUUAUUACUCUCUAUGGCACUGUUUUCUAUCACAAAUAUGUAUAUGUGAUAUUGAUAUAUAACUCUAUAUAUUGCCAUUACACACGAACAAUAAAAUAAAGUGUUCUGUUAACCUGAUCUCUUUGCCCUUUUGCAAUGUGAGGAGUGAAUGAGUGGCCUUCUGAUGCUCUGACUCUUCUCUGUAUGUCAAACUCAUCCCUGGCACAAGAAAUUCCAGUCAUGUGAAGCAAACUGCCCUUUGUCCUCAAAGAAAUUGUUGAAAAAGAAAACUUUUUAAAGAGAUUUUUUGCAUAUUCUCUGCCUUGUUCUUAUCAACUUGAAAUGCUGGCAUUUUCUAACCUUGUUUUGUUGGCUACAAUAAUUCAGUAUUCAUGUCAAAAUUGAGAAGUGCCCUAAUUGAAUGUGUUUGAAUGUUAUCCUUGCACAAUUCUUUAAAUUGAAAGAUAAAAUGUUUUACCUCACUGUUGGACAUACAUUCCAAGCUUUUCAACUCUAGGAGAAAAAGAAAAUCAUGUUUUCCUGUAUUGUAAAUUUUAGACUAUUUCAUAUACAUUGUAUUAAAACUGCCAUAUCAAUUUUAAUGUAUAGAUUUUGCAAAUACUAUGCUAUAUGUAAUACCUAACUGUAUCUGUAGUGUAUAUGUAAUAUAUUUAUGCCCAAUAAAUGUUUUAAUUCUUUCUGA
Molecule: messenger RNA, 17322 nt
Organism: Pongo pygmaeus (Bornean orangutan)
Lineage: Eukaryota; Metazoa; Chordata; Mammalia; Primates; Hominidae
Gene: FNDC3B
Product: fibronectin type III domain containing 3B
Exons: 27
Coding region: 10493-14107 (1204 amino acids)
Molecular function (GO): protein binding
Source: RefSeq, a predicted model, not a curated record